This is a messenger RNA of Brassica oleracea var. oleracea, 1908 nucleotides long. RefSeq names its product ATP-dependent DNA helicase PIF1-like. Gene Ontology annotation, biological process: telomere maintenance; DNA repair. Bases 1 to 1908 code for a protein of 635 amino acids. The transcript is spliced from 3 exons. The record is from RefSeq and is a predicted model, not a curated record. Gene Ontology annotation, molecular function: DNA helicase activity. NCBI's taxonomy places the organism in Eukaryota, Viridiplantae, Streptophyta, Magnoliopsida, Brassicales, Brassicaceae.
AUGGGGUUGUUCAACCGAGUAAUGAAGAUGCAUGUUAUAAGCUUGGAUUGUUGGAAAAUGACAGAGUACAUUCAAGGAAUUAAAGAAUGUAGUUUAUGGGCGUCAGGAGGUUACGUUCGGAAGUUAUUUGCGCAGAUGUUGUUAUCAUUAAGUUUAUCUUCGCCGAGGUUAGUAUGGGAGUCUACUAAAGACUUAUUAUCUGAAGAUAUUCUAUUCCUUGAGAGGAAAAAGCGAAGAAAUCCAGGUCUUAUUAUGAGUGAAGAACAGAUUCUGAACGCAACACUGAUACUGAUUGAAAACAUCAUGCACAGUAAAAAUAGUACUUUGGAGAAGACAAUGCCAAAGCCCAUUGAUAAUUCUUAUUCUUUGCUAGACAAUCAGCUAUUACAAAAUGAGCUUAACUACUCUCAUUAUGAUUUGCGUGAAAGACAUGACGAAUGGUUUGGGCAGAUGACAGACGAGCAGAGGUCUGUGUAUGACGAUAUAAUUGGAUGUGUUACGAGCAAAACAGGAAGAGUUUUUUUUGUUUAUGGUUUCAGAGGAACAAGAAAAACGUUUUUGUGGAACAUCCUUUCAGCUGCUGUUCGAUCAAGGGGUGAGGUGGUGCUUAAUGUUGCUUAUAGCGGCAUAGCUGCAUUAUUACUGCAUGGUGGAAGAACUGCUCAUUCUAGGUUUAGCCUUCCAAUAAAUCCAGAUGAAUUUUCUACAAGAAAGAUUCAACCAGGCAGUGAUCAAGCUGAAUUAAUCUACAAAUCUUCUCUCACUAUUUGGGACGAAGCUCCAAUGAUGAGCAAGCAUUGCUUCGAAGCCUUAGAUCGAACCAUAUGCGAUAUUAUGAAGACUACAGAUGACACUCCUUUUGGUGGCAAAGUGGUGGUAUUUGGUGGUGAUUUUAGACAGAUUCUACCAGUUAUUCCGCGGGGUAACCGGGCUGAUAUUGUUAUGGCUGCUCUAAAUUCGUCCUAUUUGUGGAAGUAUUGCAAGGUUCUGCAGCUAACCAAAAAUAUGCGACUGCUAUCAGAACUUGGCAAGAGUGUAGCUGAUGAUAUUAAGACAUUCUUGAAGUGGAUAUUGGAUGUAGGAGAUGGGAAGAUUAAUGAACCAAAUAAUGGAGAAACUAUUAUUAACAUUCCUAAAAAUCUUCUUAUUACGGAGUGUGGUGAUCCAAUUGAGGCCAUUGUUUCAGAAACCUAUGGGAACACUUUCAAAGACUCAAAAGACCCCAUUUUUUUUUUCCAAGAACGAGCUAUUUUGUGUCCUACCAACGAAGAGGUUGAUGUUGUUAACAACUACAUGUUAGAUCGGCUGACAGGCGAAGAAAGAACUUAUCUCAGUGCUGAUAGUAUUGAUCCAGCUGAUACAAACUCUAAGGGUGACUCGGUUUUCUGUCCAGAAUUUCUAAAUAGUAUAAAGACCUCUGGUUUACCUAAUCAUUCUAUAAGGCUUAGAAUUGGUACUCCAGUUAUGCUACUCAGAAAUCUAGAUCCUACAGAAGGGUUGUGUAAUGGAACAAGACUUCAGAUAACACAAAUGGCUGAUCAUCUUAUUGGAGCAAAAUUUAUAACAGGUACUCGAGUUGGAGAGAAGGUCUUUCUUCACCGUAUCCUGAUAACACCAUCAGAUACAAAGCUUCCUUUCAAAAUGAGACGCCGGCAAUUCCCUUUAAAAGUUGCAUUUGCAAUGACCAUCAAUAAAAGUCAGGGUCAAAGUCUAGCGAAAGUGGGUUUGUUUCUACGUAGACCUGUUUUUUCACAUGGACAGUUGUAUGUUGCUGUGUCUAGGGUUAAAUCAAGGAAAGGAUUAAAGAUUCUUAUUACCGAUAAGGAGGGAAAGCCACAAGAGUCAACAAUGAAUGUAGUUUACAAGGAAGUUUUCCAAAACUUACUACAGAAUGGCAAUGACAUGUAG